AUGCCGCUCGCAGUAGAUUUAUUGCACCCUACGCCUGCAUCUGAAAAGAGGAAGCACAAGCUCAAGAGGCUAGUGCCACAUCCAAACUCUUAUUUUAUGGAUGUAAAAUGCCCAGGAUGUUACAAAAUCACAACGGUAUUCAGUCACGCGCAAAGAGUUGUAGUAUGUGCAGGAUGCUCCACAAUUCUUUGCCAACCCACUGGUGGUCGUGCCAGAUUAACUGAAGGAUGUUCAUUUAGAAGAAAACAACAU
Brenthis ino (lesser marbled fritillary) is the source of this 252-nucleotide messenger RNA. Lineage: Eukaryota; Metazoa; Arthropoda; Insecta; Lepidoptera; Nymphalidae. The record is from the annotation of a GenBank genome assembly.